Dipodomys ordii (Ord's kangaroo rat) is the source of this 1506-nucleotide messenger RNA. It is a transcript of the gene G6pc1, whose product is annotated as glucose-6-phosphatase, catalytic subunit. Gene Ontology annotation, molecular function: glucose-6-phosphatase activity. Gene Ontology annotation, biological process: gluconeogenesis; glucose 6-phosphate metabolic process. Gene Ontology annotation, cellular component: membrane. Lineage: Eukaryota; Metazoa; Chordata; Mammalia; Rodentia; Heteromyidae. Bases 112 to 1182 code for a protein of 356 amino acids. The record is from RefSeq and is a predicted model, not a curated record. The transcript has 5 exons.
GGCAUAUAAAACAGAGGCAAGGCACAGACUGAUCACAGAGCAAUCAUCACCAAGCCUGAAAUAUCUGCACUGAUUCUGUUGGAAGCUUACUGAGGUAGUCAGGGAAUAAGGAUGGAGGAAGGAAUGAAUGCUCUCCAUGAUUUUGGGAUCCAGUCAACGCACUAUCUCCAGGUGAAUUACCAAGAUUCCCAGGACUGGUUCAUCUUGGUGUCUGUGAUUGCUGACCUCAGGAAUGCCUUCUAUGUCCUCUUCCCCAUCUGGUUCCAUCUUCAAGAAGCCGUGGGCAUCAAACUCCUCUGGGUAGCUGUGAUUGGAGACUGGCUCAAUCUUGUCUUUAAGUGGAUUCUCUUUGGACAGCGCCCAUAUUGGUGGGUCCUGGACACUGACUACUACCACAACAGCUCUGUGCCAUUGAUAAAGCAGUUCCCUGUCACCUGUGAGACGGGGCCAGGGAGUCCUUCUGGCCAUGCUAUGGGUGCAGCAGGUGUGUACUACGUGAUGGUCACAUCUACCCUCGCCAUCUUUCGGGGAAAGAAGCCGACAUACCGAUUUCAGUGCUUGAAUAUCAUCCUGUGGUUGGGAUACUGGGCUGUGCAGUUGAAUGUCUGUCUGUCACGGAUCUACCUUGCGGCUCACUUUCCUCACCAGGUUGUGGCUGGCGUUCUGUCAGGCAUUGCUGUUGCUGAAACCUUCAACCACAUCCAGAGCAUCUACAAGGCCAGUCUCAAGAAAUAUUUUUUCAUUACCCUCUUCUUGUUCAGCUUUGCCAUUGGAUUUUACCUGCUGCUAAAGGGGCUGGGGGUGGACCUCUUGUGGACUGUGGAGAAAGCCAAGAGAUGGUGUCAACAGCCAGAAUGGGUCCAUAUUGACACUACACCCUUUGCCAGCCUCCUCAAAAACCUGGGGACCCUCUUUGGCCUGGGGCUGGCUCUCAACUCCAGCAUGUACAAGGAGAGUUGCAAGGGAAAAUCCAGCAAGGCGCUCUCAUUCCGUCUCAGCUGCAUCGUGCUCUCCCUUGUGCUCCUGCACCUCUUCGACUCUUUGAAACCCCCCUCCAAAAUCGAGCUGAUCUUCUAUGCCUUGUCCUUCUGCAAGAGUGCCACAGUGCCGUUGGCCUCUGCCAGUCUCAUCCCCUACUGCCUUUCCCGGUUCCUGGGCCAGUCACACAAGAAGUCUUUGUAAAGCAUUACGGAGUCUCAAGUGUUUAAAAGUCAGUGACUGCCAGAAAUUUAGAGGGGACCAGAGGUCGCCUGCAGCCCAUUCUGAGGCCAGACGUGUGAAAGUCAGCUCAGGUGACUUUCAGAUCCUAAUGCUAUUGGACGAUGGUUUACUGUUUUGUUUAAAAGCUAAUGAGGACACUGGACUCUUAGAAGUUGGGUCAUUCUGGAUUUUUCCCUGAAGACCUACUUAACCUAUUCUCCAGUCAGAUAUACAAAAGCAAAACUUCCAGAGAGAGAAAGCAGCUCACAAGCCCAACUGAGAAUUUCCUGCCUGUGCUCAGCCUUG